AUGGCUGACGAGCACGAUGUUACCUUCGAGUCCGCCGACGCCGGCGCGUCGACCACCUACCCCAUGCAGUGCUCUGCUCUGCGCAAGAACGGUCACGUUGUGAUCAAGGGCCGCCCCUGCAAGAUCGUUGACAUGUCCACCUCCAAGACUGGCAAGCACGGUCACGCCAAGGUCCACAUCGUCGCCAUCGAUAUCUUCACUGGCAAGAAGCUUGAGGAUCUGUCUCCCUCCACCCACAACAUGGACGUCCCCAACGUCGGCCGCAAGGAGUACCAGCUGCUCGACAUCACCGACGACAACUUCCUCUCCCUGAUGAAGGAUGACGGUGACACCAAGGACGACGUCAAGGUCCCCGAUGGUGACGUCGGUGCUCGCAUCGUCAAGAUGUUCCGUGACGAGGAGAAGGACGUCAACGUCAUCAUCCAGACCGCCAUGGGUGAGGAGGUCGCCAUUGAGGCCAAGGAGGCCCCCAAAUAA
Penicillium argentinense is the source of this 477-nucleotide messenger RNA. RefSeq names its product Eukaryotic translation initiation factor eIF-5A. Gene Ontology annotation, molecular function: RNA binding; translation elongation factor activity; ribosome binding. NCBI's taxonomy places the organism in Eukaryota, Fungi, Ascomycota, Eurotiomycetes, Eurotiales, Aspergillaceae. The record is from RefSeq and is a predicted model, not a curated record. Gene Ontology annotation, biological process: positive regulation of translational termination; positive regulation of translational elongation. The coding region runs from base 1 to 477 and encodes 158 amino acids. The transcript has 4 exons.